AUGGAAAUAUUCAGCCAGAAAGAUUACUACCCGACUCCAUCCUCGAAUGUUAUUAGCUAUGAAAGUGAUUGCGCAUCUAAGCCAGUGAAUAGUGCAGACCUACCUGCAUUGAUUGUACAUCUUUCCUCUCCUUCGGAAGGGGUAGAUUACAGCGCAUUCGCAGAUUUUUUUCUUAUUUAUAGGAAUUUUAUAACACCUCAAGACUUACACGAUUUACUCAUCUAUAGGUUUCGAUGGUGCAUCAGGGAGAUCACCACAAAUGCUGCAAAGGCCAAGAGAAGGCGAAUUGGUGAAGUGGCUCUAGUAAGGACGUUUGUAUUAUUAAGACAUUCCAUCCUGAAUUAUUUUGUUCAGGAUUUUUUACCGAACAUUUCGUUAAGGCUCCGGUUGAUCGAGUUUUUGAACGAUAAACAUAUUGAACAAUAUCCUAAGAUAAUUUCCAGCUGUAUAAUUAAUCUGAAAAAGAAUUGGGUACACUGUUCCAAGUUGGUUUGGGAGAACAUUGAACUGAAUGAACCAGAUAAAUUAGACUUCGAUGCAUGGUUGCACUUCCCAUUAAGGGAUUUCACACAACUAGGAAGCCUUCACAAAAGAGGAAGCCGACUGAGUAUGUACGCCAGACAAAGUUUUGCUAGUCCUGAUUUUCGUAAUCAAAGCGUUUUAUCACUAUAUAAAACUUCAGAUAUAUUCAGACUACCGGACAACCAGCAGUCUUUGAAUUCUUCCAAGAACCAGAGGAGCCCCUCGAUGCUUUUGUUCCCUGAUAAUACAUCCAAUGUUUAUUCAAAACAUCGAGUAAUGAAAGAACCCUCUAUUAAUAUUGAAAGCGGGAAAAUGCCAGAUAAUAAACAAAAGUUAAGCCACUUAUCUAAGGUAACUCUUGUAUCCACGUUAAUGAAAGGUGUUGACUACCCGUCAUCAUAUGCAGUGGAUAAAAUAAUGCCUCCAACGCCGGCUAAAAAAGUUGAAUUUAUCCUAAAUUCUUUGUAUCUACCCGAAGAGUUAAAUGAACAAAGUGGAACACUGCAAGGUACAUCAACAACAUCAUCUCUCGAUAAUAAUAGCAAUAGUAAUAGCAGAUCUAACACAUCCUCAAUAUCUGUAUUGCACCGUAGUGCUGUUGGUCUUCUAGCUAAAUGGAUGAAAAACCAUAAUCGCCAUGAUAGCAGUAAUGAUAAAAAAAUCAUGAAUGCCAUCAACCCAACAAACCAAAAACCUGAAAUGGAUGCUUUUGUUAAAUACGUUGUAUCGAUAUCAUCACUUAAUAGAAAAUCCUCAAAAGAAGAAGAAGAAGAAUUUCUUAAUCCAGAAACUUCAAAAUUUGACAUUUUAAGUGCGAGAACUAUAGAUGAAGUAGAGUCCCUAAUACACUUACAGAACCAGUUGAUAGAAAAAAUUCAAAUUCACUCAAAUGAUAAUCAAGAUCUCACAAUAGAUACUGAUAAUAAACGUCAAGAACAAAUGCACGAUAUAAAACUUUUACAGCGAAGCAGUUUCAAACCAAGUAAUGAUAAUUUCAGCGCCAUGGACAAUUUGGACUUGUAUCAAACUGUGAGUUCAAUUGCCCAGUCCGUCAUUUCUUUGACUAACACUUUAAAUAAACAACUACAGAACAAUGAGUCAAAAAUGCUACCGUCGCCCUCGUUUGAUGCACUACAACGAAGGAAAGUGAAAAGCUUCACGACAGCAUAUUACAAUAAAGUAAAUGACAACUUCUCCUCAGAAAGUAUGAGACUCUUUGAUAAGGAGACUAAUUCUUCUCGCACAGAGGAGGAUGGGCCUGAAAGGCUAUUAUUCCAUGAGACAGACAAAACAAAUCCAGAGGCUACUCCAAAUAUGACACCGAGAAGGAAAAAUCAUUCACAAUCUCAAAAGAGCAUGACUUCGUCACCUUUGAAAAAUGUUUUGCCGGAUCUUAAAGAAUCUUCACCGUUAAACGAUAGCAGGGAAGACACAAAAUCAAUAACAUAUUCAUAUGAUUCCGAACUGUCAUCCAGUUCGCCUCCUAGGGAUACAGUAACAAGAAAAUUAAAAAACGUCAAUAGCAUCAUGAAUAACACAGUUAGCCCAGCUUUAAAAACCAAAACUGGCUUCCUAAAUUUAAGAGAGUUUACCUUCGAAGAUACCAAGUCGCUAGAUGAAAAAAAGAAAGCAAUUGACCAGAAUGAGAGUACUAAAGGCGAAGUUGAAGAAAAUUGUGAAAACGAAGAAAAUCAUGAAACACAAUACAAAAGUACGAAAGAACUAGAUAACUUUGUCGAUGCAUUAUCAGAAGCCAACAAUUCCGAUAUAGCGAAAACAAAAAAACAAUCCCCUUGCAAUCACACAGUUAAACAAGCAGUUGUCAGACCUGCUAGUGGAAGGAUCAGCAUUUCAAGAGUCCAAAGUAUAGCCAUAACGCCAACAAAAGAGUUAUGCAUUGUAGAUCCUGAGCGUAGCAAUUCAAACUCUGUUAUUGAAGAAAUAAGUGAGAUAGAACCUCUCAAUUUGGAAUAUAAUAGAAAAAAUACCGUAUAUUCUGAUAAUUCAUCCACCGUCAUUAGUGUAUCGACAAGCAAACUCUUCGAAUCUGCGAAUAACAGUCCUAUAAAACUAACUCAAGGCUUGCAGAGAGGAUUGCCAACCGGAACCUUAAUAAGUGAAACCAAUAGAAUCAGAUUAUCAAUAGCACCUACAAUAGAAUCUGUUGUAAGUGAUUUGGAUUCAAUUGCCACCGGUAGUACAGUUGAAACUUUCGAAACCUCAAGGGAUUCACCAGUUCCACAUCAAAGGGUGAUAAAUUUGAGAGAAGAAUAUCAAAGGGGACACCAAGAUAUGGUUUCAAAUACUUCUUCAUUGCAUGAAUUGAAAACGAUUGAUCUAAGUGAUUCCAAUAAUGAUCUAGAGAGCCCAAGUGGCCAUGCAAAAAAUAUCAAAUAUUUUUUUUCACCGGAUGACGGUAGCAUCGAUGUUGCUUCUCCAGUGAAAAAUGUUGAAGAGUUGAAAAGUAAAUUUUUGAAGAACGAGAGUGAAACAAAUAGUAAUGCAACAGAAAGUUUACUAACGAUAGAUGACAUCGAUCCCAAUGACAUAUCAAGUGCUCGAAAUACACAGACAGUAAAUUCUGAAUCAGCUUUUGCAGGCUCCUUGGAUAAGAAAAAUUUGAAUGAAAUUGCUAAUAUGGUCGAUGAUUCAAUCAAUGGCGAUCCGAUAACCGUGGCACUGAUGAAACUGGAAGGCACAUAUGAGAAAAUACCAGGAAUGCCAGAAAACACCAAAAGCAGCGAUGCUAUUCGAUUGAAAACAAGCAGGCUGGCAGACGAAGUGGAAAUGCUAAACAUUAACAAUUUGCCGUCGUUCCAAAACAGUCCUGCAGAAAAAAGGAAAUCAUUAUUAAUAGAACGAAGAAGACAAACUAUAAUGAAUAUUCCAUUUACUCCCGAGCAAUCAGAUAAGGGGGGUUUCGCUUGCUCUUCACCUGAAAAGACCGGCACCUCCAGUAAUAUUGAUGUUGCUGUUCAGGCAGCACAAAUCCAGGAAUUGGUAAGUCAAUAUAAGAUCCACGAUACAAGGCUGAUGCUCUCCAAUAAUGAAAAUCACAUUCCGUUUAUACUAAUGUACGAUUCCCUGUCUGUGGCGCAACAAAUGACACUGAUAGAGAAAGAGAUUUUGGGAGAAAUAGAUUGGAAAGAUUUAUUAGACUUGAAAAUGAAACAUGAGGGUCCACAAGUGAAAAGUUGGCUGCAACUACUGAUAAGGAACGAAAGUUUAUCUGGAAUCGAUUUAGCAAUUUCAAGAUUCAACCUAACUGUGGAUUGGAUUAUAUCGGAAGUGCUUCUCACCAAGAGCUCCAAAAUGAAAAGAAAUGUCAUUCAACGGUUCAUUCAUGUUGCAGACCAUUGUAGAAAAUUUCAAAACUUUAAUACAUUAAUGGAAAUAAUCCUAGCGUUGAGUUCUUCAGCUGUUCAAAGGUUCACUGACGCAUGGCGUUUGAUUGAACCAGGCGAUUUGCUAACUUGGGAAGAACUAAAAAAAAUUCCGUCAUUAAAUAAAAAUUAUUCAACGAUAAGGACCUUACUCAACUCAGUAAACCCACUGGUCGGUUGCGUCCCAUUUAUUGUUGUAUAUCUUUCGGAUUUAUCAGCAAACGCUGAGAAGAAGGACUGGAUCCUAGAGGAUAAAGUAGUAAACUAUAAUAAGUUUAUUACGAAUGUCCAAAUAGUGAAAAACUUCAUUCAAAGGGUUCAAUGGUCCAAGUUCUACGUUUUUGAAGUUAAUCAUGAAUUACUGAGCAAGUGUGUUUAUAUCAGUACGUUGACACAAGAAGAAAUCAAAGAACUGUCUACUUGA
This is a messenger RNA of Saccharomyces mikatae IFO 1815, 4329 nucleotides long. RefSeq names its product mitotic regulator LTE1 (gene LTE1). Gene Ontology annotation, cellular component: plasma membrane. NCBI's taxonomy places the organism in Eukaryota, Fungi, Ascomycota, Saccharomycetes, Saccharomycetales, Saccharomycetaceae. The record is from RefSeq and is a predicted model, not a curated record. The transcript has a single exon. Gene Ontology annotation, molecular function: guanyl-nucleotide exchange factor activity. The coding region runs from base 1 to 4329 and encodes 1442 amino acids. Gene Ontology annotation, biological process: Ras protein signal transduction; positive regulation of GTPase activity.